ACUGAGUUGAAAUUUGCCUCUCAUGAGAGGAAGGUGGAAAAAGUUGGAAGGCAUGCACCUGAGAUUGAAGACAUAGUGGCUGCUAUAGGAUUAAUUUAUUUGAUUACAUAUUCAAUGGAGACAGAUGACAAGGGACUUUUAUAUGCUUUUGCCGAGAGGUGGUACAAGGAAACUAGUAGUUUCCAUUUAUUUAUAGGAGAACUAAGUAUAACCCUCGAUGAUGUGGCAUCAUUAUUACAUCUACCCAUUACAGGUGUCUUCCAAACUUAUGAUGCAAUUGAUGUGGAUCAAGUUGUUGACUUGUUAGUUAAGUUGCUUAAAGUGCGUAGACAAGACACAAAAGAUGAGACUUAUCGUACCAAAUGUGACGCACGACAAUGGACAUGACUAGCUGCUAAAGCUUAUUUGUUGCAUCUUGUAGGUUGCACACUAUUUGCUAACAAGAGUGUCACACAUAUCACUGUGGUAUUCUUGGACUCAUUUUGUGACCUUAAUCAACCUGGAGGGUUUUCAUGGGGAGCAAUUGCACUUGUACAUAUGUAUGAGAAUCUAAAUGUUGCGUCUAAGCAUUCGACUAAACAUCUUGUAGGAUAUAUCACUUUCUUGCAGUCUUGGAUCUACAAGCAUUUUCCUACAAUUGCAAAUAUGAUUGCUGAUGAGAAUUACUAUGAGAGGAAACCACAUGCUUGUCAUUGGAAGUGUGGGAAGACAUUACUAGUGACCACCUAUCGCAAGUGCUUGGAUAGGUUGAUGUCAGAUGUUGUUUGUUGGAUACCUUAUGGUGAUCAUCAUGGUUUCAGAGAAUUUGAGCUUAUUUCAUCUAUUGUUAGACACCUAUCAGGGAGGGUAUUACGACAACUUGGUUAUGUUCAGUUCAUUCCUCCACUCAAUACUUCUACAUCUUUAUCGACAGAAGAGAUUGAUGAUAAAUGACUUCUGUUUUCUUAAUACCUUGCACCGAUUGGAGACUUUUGUACUUUUCCUUGUCAGUGUGUUGUAGGCUAUCUGGAGUGGUUUUAUAUGACAUCUCACCCAUUUAUGAGUCUGGCAGAGGUGGGGUAGCCUCCUAGACAUCCACUGUUCAUAUAGCAACUAUGUCAUAACCACCUACACCUGCAACUGUUGAUGCAUACAUGCCUCAACAUGCAGUGGUAUAAUAUAUUUACAAUUUGACUAAUAUAAUUGUU
This is a messenger RNA of Glycine soja, 1187 nucleotides long. RefSeq lists its product as uncharacterized. The coding region runs from base 538 to 933 and encodes 131 amino acids. The transcript is spliced from 2 exons. Lineage: Eukaryota; Viridiplantae; Streptophyta; Magnoliopsida; Fabales; Fabaceae. The record is from RefSeq and is a predicted model, not a curated record.